This is a messenger RNA of Papaver somniferum (opium poppy), 2413 nucleotides long. RefSeq lists its product as uncharacterized. Gene Ontology annotation, molecular function: protein binding. The record is from RefSeq and is a predicted model, not a curated record. The coding region runs from base 152 to 2269 and encodes 705 amino acids. The transcript has 6 exons. NCBI's taxonomy places the organism in Eukaryota, Viridiplantae, Streptophyta, Magnoliopsida, Ranunculales, Papaveraceae.
UUAUCUUCAUUCAUCUCUCCUAUUUCCAUCAGGAUCCUGCUUUACUCAUUUGAGUUUCUUCAACUACAAAGAUAACAAAAACAAUUUAAAAGAACCAAGCUUUCAUAAGUAAAUCACCAUUAUACUAGCUUCUAGCGACAUAUAUCGAUAUAUGAACGUAAAAUCUCAAGAAAGAAUGUCUCAAGCACAUACUUUACAACAAAUAUUAGAUAUUUUAACCAGUAUGAACAAUGGAAUUCCGAUACAAAUUCAAAAUAGUCCAGACAUCAUUCAUAGUACCCAAAUAAAGCCUUUUAAUAUCAGCGACAAUCAUCAAACUGAAGCAGAAAGGGAUGGUGAAGUAGAAAACCCAGCAACAGUCUUUGAACAACAAGUAGAGGAGAAUCAGGCAAUGAAUUAUGUUCACAAGGAGCACAAGGAUCUAUAUGAAGCAGCAAAGCAAGGCAAUUGGAAACGGGCGGAAGAAAUUUUCAAUGCAGAUCCAGGAGCAACAAUAACAAACAUCACAAUUGAAUCAGAAACAGCAUUGCACAUAGCUGCAGAUCAUACGAAGUGGGAAUUCGCGGAAAAUAUAGUAAGACUCAUGCCACCAAAAGCACUUGAACAAAAGGACAGUAAGUAUGGGUACACAGCAGUUCACACAGCUGCCAUGGAAGGAAACACCAAAGUUGUCAAGUUGAUGCUGAACAAAAAUCCAUGUUUGACAAAGAUACAUGAUAACUACGGAAGGAUACCACUCCACACAGCUGUAAAGUUUGUUUCAGAAGGACAAAUGGAAGUGGUGCACUAUCUUUAUUCUGCUACUAGAUAUGAUAACCCAACUCCUUUCACUGGUCAACGUGGUGCUUCCCUUCUAUGUGAUUUAAUUGAUUCUGAUUUCUACGAUAUUGCAAUGUCUAUUGUGCAACAUUACCCGGAGCUAGUCACUGAGAAAACAAAAAACACUGGUGUGUGCGCAUUAGAAGUGCUUGUUCGGAGACCGUUUUCAUUUCAAAGUGGAAAUAAAACAACAUGGUGGAAAAGCCGCCUCUACUCACUUCUUCAAGUGGACACAGAGGCACCUAGUGACCUUGACAGCAAAGCAGACUUAGAAAGCCCAAGAGACUCCUCAACAGUACAUAGAGGAGCAAUAACAAAGUUAAUCUCAGAGUACAGCAUCACCUUCCUAACUCAAGUUUCUUUUAUCAAAAAACUGUACGACCAAAAGUUGAUAAACAAACAAGCUACGGAAUUGGUCUCUAAUAUGUUAGCACAGAUAGAUAUUACUAUGACCAAGUCAGAUGUUAAAGAAUUUUUCAAAAAAUCUAGCCUCAUGAAGACAGCGAUAACAUACGGGACAAUGGAAGUCAUAGUGCAGUGUCUUGAGAAAUUUCCUUACCUAAUCUGGGAUGAAAUGGAAGGACAAACAAUGGUACAAAUUGCUAUCGCAGAAAGAAAUGACAAGGUAUUCAAUUUUAUAUGCAAAAAAAGUGAGGAAGACAUGGAUGAACUGAAUUCCCGAAUGGAUGAAAGAGGUAACACUAUCUUGCAUUAUGCUGCUGAUAUUGCACCUUCUCACCGACUAAAUUCCGUCUCUGGGGCAGCACUUCAGAUGCAACGAGAAGCACAGUGGUUUAAGGCGGUGGAAUCUAUUUUACUAAAGAGAUACAGGCUUUUGAGAAACAAAGCUGGGAUCACCGCUCAAUGUAUAUUUAUAGAAAAACACAAGGAUUUAGUGAUGAAGGGAGAAAAGUGGAUGAGAGGUACCUCACAUUCAUGUAUCUUAGUAGCAACCCUUAUCUCUAUAGUAGCAUUUGCUGCAGCUUUUACUGUACCUGGUGGCAACUAUAAUGAUGCUAAGAGAAACACCGUCAACGGCCUUCCUAUUCUUUUGAACAGCAAUUCGUUCAUUGUCUUUGCAGUCGCAGAUGCUUUAGCUCUGUUCUCUUCCGUCACAUCAAUUCUUAUGUUCUUGGCCAUCCUAACAUCACGCUAUUCAGAAGAAGAUUUUGUUAAAGCGUUACCACAAAAGUUAAUACUAGGUCUUGCAACACUCUUCAUUUCUAUGGCCACCAUGAUGAUAGCGUUUAGUUCAGCAAUACAUAUCAUGCUUUGCCCGAGAUGGACAUGGAUUAUAAUUCCUAUAACAUCGCUUGGCUGUGUGCAAGUGGCAUUGUUCGUGUGGUUGUUGUUUCCAUUGUUUGUCGAUAUGGUCCAUUCUACAUAUUGGCCUACAAUAUCUAAUAAGAGGAUUCUCCAACGUAAAUUUAAAGGGAAAAGGUCACUGUAGAUACUAAACUUCAUAUGUCAACACUUGUUUUAGUUUUCUUUUCUCUUCUUAUCAUAAGUGUAUCAUAACUGAUGUGUGAUAUGUAACUGCCAGUAGUUUAAAAACGAAAUGAAAUUGAACUGGUGGACCAUAGCAGGUUUAAAA